Candidula unifasciata is the source of this 324-nucleotide messenger RNA. The record is from the annotation of a GenBank genome assembly. NCBI's taxonomy places the organism in Eukaryota, Metazoa, Mollusca, Gastropoda, Stylommatophora, Geomitridae.
AUGGCUAAUGUUCGCGAUUUAGUUAACCAGAAAAUUGAUAGCAAUAAACUGAUGGUGUUUUCGAAAAGCACUUGCCCAUACUGCAUCAAGGCGAAGCAGACGCUGUCAAAGUAUGUUGGAGACGACAACGCCGUCAGCCCUGAUGAUUAUGAAGUCUUGGAGAUUGACGGCUUACCCAAUUGUUCAGAAAUUCAAGAUUAUUUGCUGCAAAUAACUGGAGCUAGAUCGGUGCCUAGAGUGUUUAUCAACCAAAAGUUUGUUGGUGGCUGCGAUGAUGUAGUAGCUCUGGACAAGAGUGGAAAGCUGAAAGCCUUACUGCAAUAG